GUUUCUUGGUGCAGGUGUGAAAUGGCUUAUCCAGAUUUUAAGUGAUUUGAUGUUUACAGCUAUUCAAAGUAUGCCUGUAAGCACAGAACUACAAUUUUUUGAAUGUGGAAGCCCAGGUAAAUAUCAGAGGAUGAAGUAGAUUCCAUUUCCAAGGAUUUUGACAACACAUCUGAGGUAUGAUUCCCUCCCCAAGUCUAUUUUCAAGAACAAAGCUGAGAUAGUAGUGUUGUUUUCAAACCCUAAAGAUACAGCUGUUUCAUUUUUUCAUUUCCACACCAAUGUGCCAAGUGUCCCCAGUUACAGCUCCUGGGAUGAGUUCUUCUCAAAGUUCCUGAGUGGGAACAUUGCCUGAGGGUCCUGUUUAGAUCAUGCAGUUACCUGGAACAAAUACACUGAGGAUAAGAAUACUAUGGUCAUAAAAUAUGAAGACCUGAAAGAGAAUCUGACUGCCAGUGUAAAACAAAUAGCUAGAUUCUUUGGAAUCUCCCCAAUGGCAGAGCAGAUCCAGGCCAUUGCAGAAAGGGACACUUUCCAGGCAGUGAGGGAUAAAGCUCAGGAGACUCAUGUUGCUGUUGGCUUGAUUCUUUACCACAAAGGUGUUGUUGGAAAUCGAAGAAAAUCUUUUAACUGA
Acanthisitta chloris (rifleman) is the source of this 631-nucleotide messenger RNA. Its product is annotated as sulfotransferase 6B1-like. Gene Ontology annotation, cellular component: cytoplasm. Gene Ontology annotation, molecular function: sulfotransferase activity. Gene Ontology annotation, biological process: sulfation. The annotation marks the transcript as partial. NCBI's taxonomy places the organism in Eukaryota, Metazoa, Chordata, Aves, Passeriformes, Acanthisittidae. The record is from RefSeq and is a predicted model, not a curated record. The transcript has 6 exons.